Molecule: messenger RNA, 2610 nt
Organism: Platichthys flesus (European flounder)
Lineage: Eukaryota; Metazoa; Chordata; Actinopteri; Pleuronectiformes; Pleuronectidae
Gene: tmem243b
Product: transmembrane protein 243, mitochondrial b
Exons: 5
Coding region: 473-826 (117 amino acids)
Source: RefSeq, a predicted model, not a curated record
UGUCUGUGGUUUGAAUUCCGCCGGGUCACCUGGUUACCUGCUGGUUAACUCGCCAGGUUUAGGUGGUUCUCCUGGCGGAGGAGCUAGCUUAGCCUCGUUAGCAUCCUGCCCCCAGUUGGCCUUGUGUCGGUGGAGCUUCACCUUCGCUAACGUUAAACCUGAAAACGUGACUUUAUCGUGACGUUUAUUGUUGUACAGUGUGUGUCACACAACAUGGCGCGUGCAGCGGACACACACGGCUGGUCAGGUGGAGUCAACCCGCAGGUGAAGUGAGAAGUGAACCUGUCCAGCAGAGUCCAGAACCCAGCAUGUCUCCAUCAGUGUGUUGACGCUGACUUCUUCCCCGACGCUGAGCAGAGGGAGGCAGCUGGAGGGGGGCCAGCGAGCAUGCGGCACCGGCCUGGGGUGUCCAGGAGGCGGCGCUGCUGAGAGGGAAGCGGUCGGUGCUGAGUGUGUGUCUGCCGAGCCGAACAUGGACGACUUCAACAGCCGGAGUUACGGGACCAGCGGCCACGACAACAGACCUCUGUUCGGGGAGACGUCCGCUCGGGAUCGAAUAAUCAACCUGGCACUGGGGGGGUUCACCUCUAUGGUUGUUCUGGUGACGGUGGUCUGUUCCUUCGUGUUCCCCUCUUUGCCUCCUCGACCGUUAAAUGUCUUCUUCGCCGUGUGCAUCCUGUUAACCUGUGGAUCCACCAUCGUGCUGAUAUUCUGGUACCGACAGGGAGACCUGGAACCUAAAUUCAGGAACCUGAUCUAUUACAUGCUGGCGUCCAUCGUGCUGCUGUGUCUAUGUGCCAACCUCUACUUCCACGACGUCAGGUAAACACCAGGACGAGGAGGAGGAGGAGGAGAAGGAAGAAGGGAGGACAUGGCUCCGACAGACUGACGCACACGUGGAAGAAACAUGCGACCAAAACAAAACUGUCACUCGCUGACUUGAGUGAAUUUUCCGCCAAGACUCUUAAGGAGAGACCGGACGGUUCCAGAUUCAAACUGGUGCCGGAUCAUCCACAGACACACCAGCUCAGUGUGGAAAUCAUGAAGAACAAGACAGAGGCUGUAAAGCUGCCUGGAGGACAAAGCUUCUGAUGAAAAGCUGUGUUUUCAUCCUCAGUGAUUUCAUCCUUCACAUCUUCAGGUUUGAUACGAUGGAGAAAUAAUUAUGCAAAUGUUAAAGGAAAAAUCCACCACGAGUGUAGAGAUGGUUUUCUCUUUUGGUUCCCUUUAAACCUGUAUUUUACAUCAACCUGAGACUGGAUAUAAAUCUACACUUGUUGGUUUUAACUGUUCAGAUUUGAUCAGGGUGGAUUUUUCCUUUUAAAGCAGGAUGAAGGUCACUGAGCGUGUAAACACAGAAGGGGGGGGGGGGUUAACGGAUCUGCCUCUUCCUGUUCUACGAACUCACAACACAAACAUCUUCUUGUUUGUUUUUCUUUUCUCUGUCUGUAUCUGCUUCUUCUCUGCUUUUUCCCCUUUAUCUGAUUUUCACGGUUGGAUUUAAUCAAUUUUCCAAAUCACGUCUCGUUAAGAGGAUUUUUGUUUUUUAAAUUAGAUUUAAAUGUCGAAUUACUGCGACUGCCAAUUCUUGCACUAAGUACGGCUGAAUUACACUUUUGUCUAAGCCAUUCACACACACACACACACUCUCAGGCCAGCUGUAGCACCAACUAAGAUGAAUGGAGGCUUUCUAUGCAGCACAGAAGCUGCACACAGAUCUGUAAACGAUUCUAUAUCAUAUUGAUGUGUUCGCCAUCUAACGUUUGCACUGUUAAUCCUGCGUUUUGCAUAUCUGAGGUCAGCCUCUGGGCGUCUCUCGCACUUCAGGAGCUUCAAGUCACAAUUUUUACAUCAGCAAUAAUAAUAAUGAUCGUGAAAACGUUUUGUAUUUUAGCUCAACACAUUCAAAAUGUUAGAAAACCACGUUGGCGAAGGAAGCACAUCCACAACCUGCCAGUAGCUGUCGUGACCUGGUUCUUGUUAGUUUCACAGAGUCGCUCCUCUCAGGUUUGUGAAGAAGAAUCCAGAAACCCUGUGGGAUCAUGAAAAUCCUCCUGAAGGAGCUGAGGCCACGGGAUAAAAGAAUAAACUUCAUGUUUUGACUUCUUCCCCUGAGGUCUGCGAACAAAACCAGGUCACAGAGCAACGCACAGUCACUGAAGUCACACACUCUGUACUGAAGCUUCAAGUUAGUCAGAACAAAGCCUGAGUCUGAAUCUAUCAUCAGUCCAAAGAAAAGUUCCUGGAGUUAUUCUGUUUAAAUGUUUGUCUGGAAAUCUCAUGAAAUGAACCAAUGAUGUGUGAAUACAUUCAGAUCCUGUGUAUGUUCUGUGUCUCCAGAUGUUUCUUACUCGUCUGAUCAGCUCAUGUUUGGUUUCUGUGUUUUCAUGAGAUUUGUUGACGGUAAAAGAAAAAGUGUAAAAAGAACCUGUAGCUUGUUUCUUCUCUUUAAACCGUGAACAGCUUCGUUUUCAGCGGAUGAAGCUUUAAACUCUGAACUUCAGGAACUUGAAGCCGACCUCGCCACGACUGUAGGAUUGUUAAUGCCACGUGUUUCUCUUUUCUUUUUUAUUUAAUUAUUCUAUGGAAUAAAUAAUUAUGUAACCUGAA